CUAACAUCAUGCACGGUCUGCAAAAACUUCUACUGUUCCAUCUUCUUGCAUGCCUCGGGCAUGGAAGUGUUAUUAUACAUGGGGAAAAGGCAGCAGAGAACUCAAUGCUUUAUAUGGCCUCAGUGCAGAACAAACAUGGUCAUAAAUGCGGAGGAUUUCUCAUCGCUGAAGACUUUGUGGUCACCGCUGCACACUGUAACGAUGGGAGCCUUACACACGUUGUUCUUGGAAGCCACAAUCUCAACGACCAUCAUGAAAAAAUAAAGAUUAAAGAAUCCAUCAAGUUUGAAAAUUAUAGAGAUGUUCAAUAUGGUGAUGACAUCAUGCUCCUUAAAUUAUCUGGGAAAGUUCAACUAGACGGCACAGCACAGAUAAUUCAGCUUCCACAUGCUGAAAUAAAACUACAAGAAAAUGAAGUGUGCCAGGUGGCUGGAUGGGGUUUGACUGAAAAUAACACUCGACCUAAUGAGCUGAGAGUGGUGGACGUUUCUGUCAUUCAACAUCAAAUCUGUAAGGAAAAAUGGCCUAAUCUUCCAGAAAAUGCUAUCUGUGCAGGUGGCUAUGGAACAAAUAAAGGAUUCUGCCAGGGAGAUUCCGGUGGUCCUCUGGUCUGCAACGGGUUCGCAGUUGGUGUUGUUUCUUUCAACAGAAAUUUAAACUGCAAAUACCCAGAUGUACCCAAUGUCUAUACGGACAUCUCAAAAUACCGUCAAUGGAUCGACAAGACUCUCAGAGGUGUAAUUUAA
Molecule: messenger RNA, 746 nt
Organism: Neolamprologus brichardi
Lineage: Eukaryota; Metazoa; Chordata; Actinopteri; Cichliformes; Cichlidae
Product: mast cell protease 1A-like
Biological process (GO): proteolysis
Molecular function (GO): serine-type endopeptidase activity
Source: RefSeq, a predicted model, not a curated record